CUUUAACAAGUUAAUUCGUGUUAACUGUUACUCCAAUCUUGAGCCUCUUCAUCAUUACCUGUCAGACUGCAGUCAUGAACCCCGCAACCAGCAGACACGACACAAACACGCCAGAGCACUACGUCCCCCAGUCAUCAUCUUCUUCAUCAGCCACAGGAGGAAUAGGAGGAGGCGGAGGUUUAUAUCUAAACGCCUAUGAAGUCUCCUUUCCCCUUGAAGAAGGUACAGACCGCCCACCUGCCUACCACGUGAACCAGGGUCAGCAGAUGAAUGAAGAGCCAGUGGCGCAGGAGUCUCUUCACUCCCAGUACAGCCCUUUUAUCCUGAUUUCUAACCUGCGGGCUCACCUCUAUGUCUCUCUGGAGAAGAAUGCCUGGCUGCAGAAACGCAUCGAGGAGCUGGAAGAGGAGCGUAACUUCUUGCGCUGUCAGCUGGACCGCUUCAUCGUUAACAUGAGGAGCCCAGAUGUGACUGAGUGGUGUGGAGACGCCCAGCGUGCUGUGAAGGUCCAGCCUGCCAGCUCUCCAACUCCUCCUUCUCCAAUGACCACCAGGUCUGGAAUGACCCUCAAACGUCUCCAGACCUCAGAAGCUCGGAGCCGCCUUAACAUCGCUGUCCCAGUAAAACAGGAGUUUCAUCUUGAAGAAGACAAAUAUUACACUGAGGAAGAGUUUGUUGAAGAAGAGGAGGAGGAAGAGGUGGAGGAAGAUGCAGACUCAUCUGUGGAGAAUGGGACAAAGAAGAAGGGGCGGGGGCGGGGCGGUGGAGAGCCGAGGAUGAAGAUGAGGAGGAUCUUCAGGAUCACACACGGGAGGGAGAGACAGAGAGUUAAAGACCCAGACGGGGUGUUGAUUCGUUAUAAGAAGAUCCUGUACACCUACCAGCGGGUGAGGAGCAUGUCCCGAGCCUUCCAGAUCCACGGGGUGGAUCGAAACACCAUGGCCUCUACCUCCCCGAUCGCAGAGCUGCUGCUUGUGGCUCCAGAAAAGGUGACUGAAGUAGGAGAGUUUGAGGCCUCCAAGGAGAAGCUUCUGGAUUAUGCCCGGCGAUGCUACAAGGCCAUGGAUGAGGAGACUCAUGCCAAAGUCCAGAGCAUGAAGAAGACCAACAAGUUGCUCCCUAUUUCCUACAGGUUCAGGAACUGA
Molecule: messenger RNA, 1145 nt
Organism: Cyprinodon variegatus (sheepshead minnow)
Lineage: Eukaryota; Metazoa; Chordata; Actinopteri; Cyprinodontiformes; Cyprinodontidae
Product: coiled-coil domain-containing protein 106-like
Exons: 7
Coding region: 75-1145 (356 amino acids)
Cellular component (GO): nucleoplasm
Source: RefSeq, a predicted model, not a curated record